Messenger RNA from Lacerta agilis (Sand lizard), 2057 nucleotides. It is a transcript of the gene BARHL1, whose product is annotated as BarH like homeobox 1. Lineage: Eukaryota; Metazoa; Chordata; Lepidosauria; Squamata; Lacertidae. Gene Ontology annotation, molecular function: RNA polymerase II transcription regulatory region sequence-specific DNA binding; DNA-binding transcription factor activity, RNA polymerase II-specific. Bases 545 to 1525 code for a protein of 326 amino acids. Gene Ontology annotation, biological process: regulation of transcription by RNA polymerase II. Gene Ontology annotation, cellular component: nucleus. The transcript is spliced from 6 exons. The record is from RefSeq and is a predicted model, not a curated record.
CUUCUUUAGCAGAGACGGACCUCGAACAGAGAUUGCCUGCGCUGUCCGCGGUCCUGAAACCUCCCUUUUCUUAGGCGCUGGUACGAAAAGGAGAGUUUGCUCUUCCUUCUAUAAUCCGUGCCUCUCGCUUGCCUCAUUCACUGCUCUUUAAAAAAGAAAAUCUUGUUAUGGACUCUUUAAAAGUUCAUUGUUUGGUUAAGUCAUUUCCUAUCAUUUAGGGCUGAUGGAUCUAUGGUUAGCGGUGGCGAUUGCGAAUAGUUCAGAUUAGGGAUCUUUCUCCCUACAAGCAAAGUUUCACUUUCGCCACCCCUACUCUGGCUCCUGUCUUUCCUUCCCCUCUUUCUCUCCCUUGUCUCCUUCCCCUCAUCCCUGCAGCUAGCUUGACUGCAGGUUUUCAAGAGGGACAGCGCCUUGGAUCGUAAUACUGACCGGCGAUUGUUGCUGCACUAACUUUGGAUCCGAAGCCCCGCAGUUCCAAAGUCGCUCUUCUUCUUCUUCUAGAGCCUAAUCCGGACACAGGCUGGUCAAUGUCACCCUGAAAGGCAUGGAAGGUGCCAACGGAUUUGGGAUCGAUUCCAUCCUGUCCCACCGAGCCGGGAGCCCCGCCGUGCCCAAAGGGGAACCGCUCAUGGGGGAAGGACGCUCCCCCUUGGAACUUAGUCCCCGCUCCGAAAUCAGCAGCGGCUGCCCGUCGCCCCACUCUCCCGGGAGGGAGUGCUUGGAAGCAGUAGCCCAGAGACAAGGUGUGGCAGUGGGGCUGGAGUCUCACCUUCAAGCGGGGCAAAUCUUGGCCCCUUCACAAUCCAGAACAGUGACCUCCUCCUUCUUAAUCAGGGACAUCUUGGCCGAUUGCAAGCCUUUGGCGGCCUGCGCCCCUUACUCCAGCAGCAAUGGACAGAGCGCGCAGGAGGCACCGGUUCGGAUUCCCCCCAAAUCCGGAGAGGACUUCCGGGAGAAGAUGGACAAGAACAACAGCAGCAACUCCUCUUCGGACACAGAAUACAAAGUGAAAGAAGAAGGGGACAGAGAGAUCUCGAGUUCCAGAGAGAGCCCCCCAGUGAGGCUGAAAAAGCCGCGCAAGGCCCGCACAGCCUUCACGGAUCACCAGCUGGCCCAACUGGAGCGGAGUUUCGAGCGGCAGAAAUACUUGAGCGUGCAGGACAGAAUGGAGCUGGCCGCUUCUCUCAACCUCACAGACACCCAAGUAAAGACCUGGUACCAGAACAGAAGGACCAAAUGGAAAAGGCAGACCGCGGUGGGCCUGGAGCUGCUGGCCGAAGCCGGGAACUACUCGGCGCUGCAGAGGAUGUUCCCGUCGCCUUAUUUCUACCCGCAGAGUCUGGUGUCCAACCUGGAUCCGGGCGCUGCCCUCUAUCUCUACCGCGGGCCCAGCGCCCCGCCGCCGGCCCUGCAGAGGCCGCUGGUCCCCCGGAUCCUCAUCCACGGACUUCAAGGGGGCAGCGAGCCCCCGCCGCCAUUGCCCCCACUGGCCGGAGUCCUUCCCCGGGCGGCUCAGCCGCGGUGAGGCGAGGAGGAGGGACCGGGCGCAGCUUCUGGAAGAGACAACGUGGGAACGCCGGGGGCUGAGGGCCACUUGUCCUCAUAAGCAACCUUCUGGGGGACGCAUGGCAGUGAUGGGCAGGGCCUGGGGCCCUCACCUUUGUACCACAGGGGUGCUGCAAACCCCAGAGGUUUCUACGCACAUGUGGACAUCUAUACUCCAGCCAGCACAAGAGGACUCCUUUUAUGCUAGACCAAGAAUUUUCAAAAACCAUUCAAGCAGACCGAGAGUUGACUGCUUUUGAACAACUUAUGGUCAAUGUUCCUGCUACAGAGAACAAUCAGAGAAAAAUCUUUGUUGACAUUUAUUAAGGACUGGAAACUUCUUAUGGACUUUUUGCGUGAAAGAGAAAAUGAACUUGUAAUAUCUGGAUUUGAAGAUUGAGAAAAUGUUGGCUUAUAGAAAAUAGAAUAGUUGGAUGUCAAUUUGAGUGAAUACUUUGAACUAGUUGCUAUAUUUAGCUGACAAGAGAAUCAGAAGUCUUUUAAUCUUUUCC